Messenger RNA from Penaeus monodon (black tiger shrimp), 1484 nucleotides. RefSeq names its product acetyl-CoA acetyltransferase, mitochondrial-like. The record is from RefSeq and is a predicted model, not a curated record. Lineage: Eukaryota; Metazoa; Arthropoda; Malacostraca; Decapoda; Penaeidae. Gene Ontology annotation, biological process: fatty acid beta-oxidation. Gene Ontology annotation, molecular function: acetyl-CoA C-acetyltransferase activity. The transcript has 11 exons.
AUGGUUGUGAUGGUGUCUUGGAUAGAGAAAGUACAAGAAAAGAUUACAAGUGUGGAAGAUGUGUACAUGGGCAAUGUAUGCCAAGCUGGGGCAAAGCAGGCACCCACUCGACAAGCUGCACUCUUUGCAGGGCUGGACAAAGGCACUCCCUGUACCACUAUCAACAAGGUGUGUGCCUCAGGAAUGAAAUCCAUAAUGAUGGCAUCACAAUCUCUCAUGUGUGGGUCACAGGAAGUCAUGGUAGCUGGUGGUAUGGAGAGCAUGUCAAAUGUCCCAUAUUACAUGAUGAGAGGUGAUUCACCCUAUGGAGGAGUCAAGCUUCAUGAUGGCAUUGUGUAUGAUGGCCUCACAGAUGUCUAUAACAAAUUCCACAUGGGCAACUGUGGGGAGAACACAGCUAAGAAGCUAAACAUUACACGCAAUGAACAGGAUGAGUAUGGUAUGCUGAGCUACAAACGAUCUGCUGAAGCAUGGGCGAGUGGAGCCAUCAGAGAUGAGAUGGUGGAGGUCACCAUCCCAGGCAAACGAGGGAAACCUGAUGUUGUUUUCAAGGAAGAUGAAGAGUAUAAAAAGGUCAACUUCGAUAAGUUUAAGAAACUCGCUACUGUUUUCCAGCGUGAAGGAGGCACAGUCACUGCAGGAAAUGCAUCCACACUCAAUGAUGGAGCAGCUGCAUGUCUACUAAUGACUGCCAAAGCUGCAGCUCAACAUGGAGUGAAGCCUCUUGCCCGAGUUGUUGGAUUCUGUGAUGCUGCCACUGAUCCUAUCGACUUCCCUAUUGCCCCAGCCCUUGCAACGCCAAAACUGCUGGAAAUGACUGGUGUAAAAUCAGAUGAUGUUGCAAUGUGGGAAGUCAAUGAAGCUUUCUCUGUGGUAGUUUUGGCUAACAUCAAAUUGUGUGACCUUGACCCAUCUAAAGUCAAUAUCCAUGGAGGGGCAGUCUCACUAGGUCAUCCCAUUGGCAUGUCUGGAGCUCGUAUCGUUGUUCACCUGGCACAUGCUUUGAAGCCAGGCCAGAAAGGUGUGGCUUCAAUUUGUAAUGGUGGAGGAGGAGCUUCUGCUAUCAUGAUUGAGAAGCUGUAAGUGCACCAUCCCAAAACCUCCAGUAAGCCAACUGUGACCCUCUUUACGAAGAACCCUUGUCCUCUAUGUGAAGUUGCACUUGAGGUUUUAGAACCACUGAGAGACCAGUUUAAACUUGUUGAGGUGGAUAUAACUGCACCAGGCAAUGAAAAAUGGUUUAAUUUGUAUAAGUAUGAAAUCCCAGUGUUUCACUUUGAAGGCCAGUUCUUGAUGAAACAUAGAGCAGAUUUUAAUUUGUUACAUCAAAAAAUUAUUGAAUUUCAAAAAAGUUAACAGUGGUUUAGGUAUACUUUUCACAGUAAGAUUAAAUGGUAUCACAUGUCAUAACCUGGACAAAAAAUAAUUAUUUUUGCAUUAAAAAAAAAAAAAAAAAAAAAAAAAAAAAAAAAAAAAAAAAAAAA